Molecule: messenger RNA, 3713 nt
Organism: Boleophthalmus pectinirostris (great blue-spotted mudskipper)
Lineage: Eukaryota; Metazoa; Chordata; Actinopteri; Gobiiformes; Gobiidae
Product: inositol 1,4,5-trisphosphate receptor-interacting protein-like
Exons: 1
Coding region: 1-1731 (576 amino acids)
Cellular component (GO): membrane
Source: RefSeq, a predicted model, not a curated record
AUGCAAGAUACUUUUCUCCAAGUAUUCGUCGUUGCUCUGGGCCUCCUCAUGUAUCCGAGCAGUGACCACAAUCAUGAUUUGGAUGAUGCCUUAACAGUUGGAAUGCAAGACCGUGAGCAGUUACUGUCAAUGGAAAAAGAGAAAAUCAACCAGGAAAUAGCUCAGAGUUUCCAAAUGCCGAAAGAAGAAAAGAAUACAGCAGAAAUGUUAGAGAUUAAUGUGAAGAAUGACAAAAUGCAGAAACACCUGGAUGAUUCUGUCUUGCCACAAACAAUGAAAACAAACAGUCAAAUGGAUGCUCAAACAUGGCCUAACCAAGAUAACAACUCAAAAUUAUUACCAAGUAUGAAAUCAGCUGACAAACAAAGUCACAGUAAAGAAAGUACAUCUGAAACAUCUGAUAUGGGCAAAGAUUACAUUUGGAUUUUGUGGAAAACACUCUCAGUCAUUUCAUUCAUCCAUUUUGCCAGGAAAUUCAGACAAAGAAAUUCCCAAGUGAACUCAAAGGUAACAAAAACAAUCUUCCUGGCAAAUGCAGCUGAAUAUAUGGCAGUAUUAGAUAGCACAACACUGCAGACUUUUUAUUCUCAGUGUAUACAACCGGGCUCCAUUAAGAGGCACAGAGAAGAAGAGUUUUUGGAUGGAUUUGUGAGUGAUCUACUAGAAUCUAUGAAGAACGUUUGUCUUGAAGUUGGCGGCAUGUCAAUUGGGACAGUGGAUUUGGAAGAUUUGCAUAAUGUUGUUGUUCCCCUCACUCCUCCUGAGUCAUAUAUUUUUAAAUGUUUGUACAAUAACAAAGCAGAUGAUGCGUUGCUAGAUAUGCACAUUUGUGGGCAGAUAGAGGUCAUGAAAAAUGCACAAAUUCAACUCUGCUGCCCAUGUCAGGCUUCAGGUGCUGCAGAUAUAGUGUGCCUUCUUCAUAAUGGGAGUGACAAAAUGAAGAUAAGAAAAGUAACUGACUUUGAUGAACGGUUUUGCAAAAGACGCUCAAACUAUCUGUCAAAAGCAGAAGUGAGCAAGUGGUUCCAUUGCACACUGAGACAAGCAUGGUCACUUAUUGCGUUCAAAUAUGAGUUUGAGGUCUGCAUUGAUAAUAGUAACAUCCCUGGAGCAGUCACAGUUAAGUUUAGAAGUGGAGAAAAAAUAAGUUUCACCAUUAGUCCAGUUAUUAGAUUUGACAGUCAUUCCUAUUUCUUCAUCACAACUUGUUCUCUGAAAACCACGGACACUUCCUGGCCUCUAUCUUUGUCCAAAUAUGAAGAUACUUUUUUGCAACAGAUCGCUAAAGUUUUGCCCCAAAACUCUUGCCAUAUGCAGACUCUAGAAAUCACCCUUUUUCUACACAAGAAACAGACAAUGCUAACAGGAAGGAGUGACAUUAAGGAUUUGCAUUUCAAAACUGCUCUUAUGCAUCUGUUGUUGGCCAAGACGCCGAAUGAGUGGAAACCUGCCUUUUUAGCAAAUAGACUACAAGACCUAUUGGACUUUAUGAUGUACAGCCUAAAAGCAAAACGGUUAAAUCAUAUCCUGAUAGGAAAUCCUCAAGCUAAAAGAAUGAUCCAGCUCCCGAUUUUUUGUGUGAAAUCAAAACCUUUGAAUCUCUUCUAUCCUCUGGUGGUGCACAGGUGCAUUUACCAAAAUGCUAGGAUGCAUUUUGUGGAAUUGCUAAAAAAUGCCCAGAUUUUGAUAAAUGACUACCUUGGUAAAAAUAAAUCAAUCAGCAAGCCAUAGCAAGACAUUCAAAUAUGGAUGUGACAAAAAUGGUGUUUAACCAUCAAUUUUGUAUACAUCUGCCCCCUAGAGGAACAACUCAUUUCUACAUUAACUCAGAUUGGUUAAGCAACACUGCAUACAUUUUUUGUGUGUGACUAAAACAAAAAUGCAUGCUUUUAUUAAAAAAAAUAAAAAUUAAAUAAAUAAAAUGCAUGUAGUUGGGCUUUAUACAUUCAUACAAAGAAUUUAACCCUCCUGUUGUCCUCGGGUCAAAAUGACCCGCUACCACGUUAAAAACUAACAAAAAAUCAUCUUAACGAUAAUUUUUUAACUUGAAAUUUUAUGACUUUUCCUAGAUUGACCCAAACUUUAGGAAAAGUGAAUUGUUGCCUUUAUUCACAUUAUCAUGUAUGCUGUACAAAAAAAUGUACAAAGGUCGUCUUCGGGUCAAAAUGACCCAACAGUGAAAUUCAGUUAAAAUCACAGUCACAGAGUUAUCUACACACCACAGAAUGAGAAUGUUCUGUUAGUUCUGUUUCAGAUCAAUCAGUAGCAGAUGUAAACAAGACAAGACAGGUGGCCUUGGUAAAUGGUCACAUUUUUCUACAUCGCUUUCCACCUUUAUGGCACUCAAAACGCUUUACAACAAGGAACCACUCACACAUUCACACACUAGUGCACACAGACACUGUGGGCAAGGUGGGUUAAGUGUCUUGCCCAAGGACACAAUGACAGCAUUCAUCUGUGGGAGCUGGAAUCACAUCAGCCAACCUGUGGGUCAGUGGGUCUGACCGCUUAACCUAUUAUGUUUAUGUCGAGAGCUGGAUUCGAACCACCAACCAGUGGGCGAAUGCUCUGCCAACUGAACUACUGCCGCCCUAGUGGACAGUGCCUUUGAUCUGUGGAUUUCCAGAAGUUAUAAAGGUGCUGCAGAUGACAUUACCCCAAAUUCUCUUUGUGUUGAAUCCAUGAUGUCCAAACGGCUCUAGAGCUGAUUUUUCCAGAUACCCAGCAAGACAACUCUGAUUCAGACCAGAGGAGGCCCAGAGAGGAACCAGUGGAUGCAAGUUGUGCUUGAUGUGACAGAGGGACUGAGGGGUCACAAUGUGACAUGUGACAAUUUCUUCACCUUUUAUGACAGCAGCUCCUGAAGAGGAAGAUCACCAUGGUUGGCACAGUUUGAAAGAACAAACCUGAGCUCCCACCUGCACUGCUUGCAACAAAGGAGAGACAGGUCUUCUCAUCAACAUUUGCCUUCACGCUCACCACCACCCUAGUUUCCUACAUCCCAAAGAAAAAUAAGAAUGUAGUACUUCUGAGCACACUGCACACAGACACUGGCAUAGCACUAUGAUCACAAGGACAGGAAGCCAUCCAUCAUCCUAGACUACAACUGUAACAAAGGAGGUGUGGACAACCUGAAUAAGGUGACUGGAACAUACAGCUGCAGAAGGAUGACUGCCCACUGGCCCCGGUCAUCUUCCACAACAUCAUUGAUGAUUCCUCCUACAAUGCCUUUGUGAUUUGGAGAGAGAUCAACCCAACCUGGAUGCCUCAUGAGCAGAACAAGAGGAGGGUGUUCCUGGAGCAGCUAGGAAAGGCAUUUGUAACUCCACUCAUUGAAAGAAGGAAGCAUGUCCCCUGCACAGAAGCCUCUGCAGCAGUUGUCAAAGCUAUACAGAGUGCAGGAACUCCUGAUCAACCUGAGGAUCCAGCUGCCACAGCCGCUGCCCCAGCUGGGGCAAGUAAGAGUAAGAGAUGUCAGUUCUGCCUGCCAAAGAAGGACUGUAAAACACAUACUGUGUGCUGUAGGUGUAAGAAAUAUAUCUGCAAGAGCUGUGCAUUUGCGUACUGCUCUACAUGUGCUAAUUAGUUGAAUGAGUUAUUGUUUUUUUUGGAUUGUAUAUUUUCUUACAUUGUUCACUGGCAAAAAAAACAAACAAAAAAACCCCCCUGAAGAAUCUUAUUCAUUGGGAUGAAUAAAAACGCAUUCAAAAUUC